Molecule: messenger RNA, 12158 nt
Organism: Lucilia cuprina (Australian sheep blowfly)
Lineage: Eukaryota; Metazoa; Arthropoda; Insecta; Diptera; Calliphoridae
Product: titin homolog
Exons: 1
Coding region: 180-11759 (3859 amino acids)
Source: RefSeq, a predicted model, not a curated record
GUUACAGGUUACCUUUCCUAAACAAAAACAUAUAACAAAGAUUUUUGAAAACAAAAACAAAAAAAAAAAAAAACAACAAACCACAUAUGGAUACAUUAAAUAAAUACAGAAACUAAACUAAACAACAAUAACAAAACAUAAACAAGAAUAAUAAAUAACAGAAUACGAAAAUAAUAAUAAUGGAUGCAGUUAAUGCUGUGGUGACACAACCAACAGCAUCAAGUGCCACAGUUUCAGCAAACACCACAACAACAGCAACAAUACCAUCAUCAACGUCUAAUGCUAUCAAUGUUAAUCAGAGCAAUAAUAAUAUACACUCACACACCAAUACACACAGUACGACGACAGCAACAACAAAUAAUAGCAACCAAAACAAUAGCAACAUUAGUAUAGGCGGCGGUGGUGGCGGUGUUAACAACAAUAGCAGCAACAGCAAUAGUAGCUGUAGUAGUAGCAGUACUAGUAGCAAUAGUAGUGGUUAUGGUAGCACAACAACAACACCCACCAAUAAUUAUGAUUUACAGCAACAAACAACACCCACAACAACACCAAUACCAACAACACCUGUAGCCAUAGCGGAGCCCAUAAUACCCGUAGCUACUGUAGCUGCUGUAACACCUUACUACAAUGAAUCCAUAACAAGCCACAAUUUAGAGACACAUCAACUACAACAACACCAUACCCUGCAUACGCAACAACAACAACAUUUGCAGCAUCAGCAGCAACAACAUCAUUUGCUGCAACCCCAACACCAUCAAUUGCCACAGAAUCAUUUACAAACGAAUCUACAGCAACAGCAAUAUUUAUCUAGACAACAAUAUUAUUCAACGUAUGAUUAUCAGCAAGCUGUAACACCAACACAUAAUUUAUCUACUGGCCCCUCCUCCUCCUCCUCUUCAACACCGGCCUACAACUUGGGUAUAGCAAGUCCAUAUGAUAUAACAGCUUCGCCAUAUGGUUCAGGGCAAUAUAAAACUUCAGGUUUAACAGGAUCUCUAAAUUACGAGAGAGGCUCAACAGCCAGAACGAAUGUUGCAAGUUAUAAUCCCCAGCAGCAGCAACAACAACAAACUGAACAGCAUCCAACCAAGACCAUAAACCAACAGACCCAACCCUUUCCCGCAGUAUUGUCUACAUCAAAACAAAGAACUUCCUCUUUAAUAGGCAAUUCUACAAGUACCAACACUUCUAAACCUCAAGCUGCUGCCACACCCUUCUAUGCCCAGCCUUUGGCUCCUCAGUCCCAUUCUAAUCCCACCACAUUUUAUGACAAUACCAAAUAUAAAAUGCCUUUAGAUUAUCAUGACUCCUACGGUAAUCCCUCAGCUGCUGCCACGGCCUCAGUCUAUCAUCAACAGCAAAAGUAUUAUGCGGCCGCCAAAUCACAACUUAAAGAAGCCGGCUAUGGAACGCCGCCAGGUUUAGCAAAUAGCAAAUCUGUAUAUCCCAAUACGGGUAAUUAUUUUCCAACACCGGCGCCCUCCUAUGACAAAUAUAUGUAUCCCCAUAACGCUGCCACAGGUUAUACGUCUAGCACCGGACACUUGGGCAAUGAAACACCACCUGAAGUCGGAAACUAUCGUAAACCGGUGGGAGCAAAUACUAUAAAUUCUCCCUCUUGGCCUUGGGGUAUAGAUUAUGCCUCAGGCAAUAGUCGUACUAUACCCCCACCGCCACCUACCAAUCACUUGCCAACUGCUACGGUGGCUCCCACCCAUGCCACCUAUUUGACACCGAAUCCCUCAGCCUUGGCACGUGAUCCCUACUAUAUGGGUCCUGAGAAAUAUCCCAUGAAAUAUGACAAAUAUGCUGCUGCCUCCUAUCAACAGUCGUAUGUUAGUCCGCCCGGCUCUAGACAUCAUAUAUGGCCGAAUACACCUCAUGGCUCUAAUCUAACACAACCAAAUGAAAGACAUAUGUUGGCCUCUGGUCCCACAGCCCCUGCCUCCUCACAUGGUCUACACGGCGCUCCCUAUUUUCCUGCCAAUCCUAACAACGGCUUAAAUAGUCGACAAUCCUGUUGUCCUCAACCAUAUCAGCCGCAAAAUUGCUACUAUCCUCCCUCUCAUGCUAUACCACCACGAUUAACACACAAUCAAACGCCCAUGGCGAACGCUCCGUCAAGUGCAUACUUGUCCUCUCAAACAUCACUGGGACAAUCUCCACAUUUGAAUGCUUUAUCAGCCAGCUGUAAAUAUGGCGGCAUAAUUCCCGACUAUGGCAACGGUAAUAAAAUCAAAAAUUCUAAUGAUCUCUAUUUAAACGCUCAUCACUAUGAUACAAAUACUUCACCGCACAAUUAUGGCUAUGGAACGGCAACAGCUCACAGCAACCAGCAGUUAUAUGCCAGUAAUGCUCAUCAAUCUAUGGCUCAUGGUAUUACGCCCUCAUCACUACUAACACAUGAUCCUCUUAACGCUAAUCCAGCGUCUUAUACCAAUGAUCUCAGUUUAACGACAAGCAAUUUUGAUAAUUAUCACACACACCUGGACACUCAUCUAAGUCCGCCGACAUUGGCUGGAAUACACAGUCAACAGCCACCGCCCGCUUACGGGCCCACGGUAGCAAAACGUGCCUUAUUGGAUUAUCGUAAACCCAUACAACCACAACCCCCACCUACAAUUGCCGAAGAGUGUUAUACGACUCUAUCAUCUAGGGACCAUUACAAUCAACAGGAGCUGUUGAAUACCCCAGAGACCACUACAACAUUUGGCGAAUAUGAAACUCAUCAAAAUAAUGCCGCCAGUCUGACGUCUUUUACACAUUCCACAGAAGUUCUACAAGAAGCGGAUAAGACUAAUGAUGAAGGUAAUAAGAAUUUAAGUUUACGUGAUUUCAUUGCCAAUUGGAAUGAUGACGAAGAUGAAUACCAAAAUGCAGAAGAACUUAACUUUGACCAGAACAAUGUCAUUGAUGAAGUUUUGCAAACGGCUCCAGUUGAACAGGAAACUGCAGCUGCAACAGUUGAUAUACAAAAAUCAGAAAUAAUUAAAACUUCAACAGAUGAAUCCAAAAAUAAGGCAGAAUCGAAAGUAAACCACAAGCCACAGGAAAAUCUCGAUAACACAACAUUAAAUGAAUCCUAUGUCAACUUGCCUGAUAUUGUAAUAGAUAUUGAAAAAUCGAAUAAUGUUAAUAACUCGAUAACAACACCUACAACUAGUCCUGCACCUAAUACAACACCAAAAGAUAAUAACACUUCGCUAAAUCUCAAUAAUUUUGAUGUUGAAAAGGAGCUCGAUGAACUUAAACUCAAAAAACCCACACAGCAACAGGAUACAACCAAAGAUUUAAAUGAUAUUAAAGAUACCAAUAGCGUCAGUACACCACAGAUAAGUCCGUGCAAAAAUCUAACCACCCAACUAAGUUUUGAAGAUUUAAAUUUGGAACCAACAAACAAAACCGUCCUUAAUGGCGAACAAAGUUCGGAGUUAACAGAAAACUAUUUCAAAGACAUGGAAGGCUAUGAAAGUGGUAGCAGUCGUCAUUCAAAUGAAUCGGCUUUUGAAAAAGAAUACGAAACCUUUAUCAAUAAAAUCACCAGCGAACCGAUUAAAACUAAAAGUUUAGAAGAACAAGCGACAGAAAUCGAUUUCGAACAGAAUGUACAAGAUUUUUCAAAGUUCUAUAAACGUAAACGCAAACUAAAAGAAGAUGAACUUAAGGCCCACGAACCAGAGGCACAAAAUCAAAAGAAAUUGAAACCUAAUAAGGCCAAUAAAGUUAACAUUAAUUCAAAUUUUCCCCAGGUCUAUACGAAAAAGUCAAGAAAUAGAUGGCCCAAAGGCAAACCGCAAAUUUUACAUAAACGUAAACCUUUGUCGUUAUAUUACAAGAUCAUACAUUCCAUAAGACGUUUCGGUUUAUAUCGCUUACGCAGAGUACGCGAAUAUAUGUCAGAGUUAAAAGAGAAACAUUUACCUCUAAUCAAAAGACAAUCCAUUAAGAAUUAUACACACGAUAAACCCGAGAAUUUAACUAAUCCGAAAACUUUAAAAGCUUUAUGCAUAAUAGCAAUUAAUAGUGAAGAAUUUCGUCAAAUGUUAAUGUUAACGUUAGCGGUGGAUUGUGGAGAGUGCAGCUUAGAAAACGAGGACAAACAUAUAUGCACUGAUCCGUCAUGUGAAACUUGUGAAGUUAUAAAAAGUUUAAUGGAAGCGGAAGGAAGUUUUGAGGACACUUUAGUGCAACAAGUUACCGAACCUAUCACUGAAAGCGUUCUUAUUUUAAGUGAAGACGUUAACAGUGAAACACUGGAAAUUUUAGAAAAUGUCAUUUACUUAAAAGAUGAACAUAAAAUGAUCUCAAAUGAUAUUGAAAAUGUUCAAUAUUCCAAAGAAAAUACCACGUUGUUAGAUGCCCAAGUUCUGGAGCAAUGCAACUUAAAUCCGGCAGACUCUUAUUUUGAAACUCAAUCGGAUUCCCAUUAUGAAAGUAAUAUCGAAAAAUCUGUUACAGAAUUUGAUUUAAAAAACUGGUAUGAAAAAUCAAAAUCACCGGAACAAGACUUAUCAGCCAAAGAAAAUUCAGACAUGUUUGUCUCUGAAGCAGCAAUAACUGAAUCGGAUCAAGCUAUUCCCUUAAGUCCUGAAACAAAAAAAGAAACUUCUGAAAUUCCACUACAACUUGAAUCUGAACAAGACAACCUUGCAAAAGUUGAAAGUGAACCAGACGAUGUUAAACAAAAUAAACCAGAAGAAUCCCAUCCCGAUUCCCCAACUGAAUUAUGUGAAGAUGAAAAUUCAAAUAUAUCCAAUGCUACAACAACUAAGAAAACUUCAACUGAAGUUAAAAAGAUCUCAAAAUCGAUUACAAAAGACGACAGUGAUAGUGAGGAAUCUGAUUCCAGUGAAUCUGAUUCUGACAGCAGUUCAUCUAGUUCGGAUGAUGAAUCGGAGUCGGAGGAGAGCAAAGAGUCAAGCAAGAAGUCUAAUGCUAAGGAUAUUGACAGUGAUACCGAUUCAGAAAGUGAUUUAGAAAAUGAUGAUGAAAACUUGAAUUCCGAUACUGAAGAAUCAAAUCAUUCGAAAAUUAACGAUUUGGAAAAACAUAACUCAGACUGCAAAAAACAUCAAAAGUUUGCUGACUCCUUCAAGAAUGUGAAUUCCGAAAGUGAAAACCUGAAUUCCGAUAGAGAUGAAUCAAAUCAUUCGAAUAUGCCUGAUCUAGAGAAAAACAAAUCAGAUAAUAAUGAAUGUGAGAAGUCAAACGAUUUAUUCAAGAAAGAAUCGGAAAAUGUCCAUCCUACACCUAGAAAAUCACCUACAAAAUCCAUUAGUGAUGUCGAAGAUGAAAUCACCCCAAAAAGACAACAACGUAUUGUUUUACGUAUUAAGAAAUCUUUUCAACCCAGUCCAGAUAACAACGAUUCUAGAGAAAUAUAUGUUUCGGAGAAAUCUAUAGAAUUUGAUAGUCAAACAGAAAGUGAAACUGAAGAUGAUGAUAUAGUAUCAACGACUUCAAAAUCAAGUCAAAAACUAAAAGAUUCUUUCGAUGAUCAAAACUCUAAUAAAUCACUAUCGCCGAAUAAAGAAUUUGAAAAUCAUUCGGAAAGUGAAUCUGAAGAUGACAAUAUUUCGGAAAAUGAAUUCAAUCAAAUAACAAAACGUCCAAAACGAGAAACAAUAACCGAAAAAUCUAUGAAAUCUCAAAAAGAAUUGGGUAAUCAGACAGAAAGUGAAUCUGAUGAUGAAGAUGAUGAUGUUACGGAGAAAGAACGUCAAAGUCCUUUUACAAGUUCAAAACAAAAUGCGUUUGUAGACCAUCAAAGUGAAUCUGAAGAUGAUGAAAUACCGGAGAAAAAAUCAAAACUUAUGGCAAAAUCUCCAACUCAUAAACAUUAUAACAUAUCAAAUGCUUCUGAAGACUUAAAAGUUCAAAUGGAAAGUGUUCCUAAAGUACAUAACAUUUUAAAUAGAACGUCCGUUAUUAUUUCAACGUCUCUUAUAUUAAGCCCACAGCAAGAUUAUCAUAAUUCUGAAGAGGUCACAAAUCAUUUUACCGAAAAUCAAGUAGAAAAAGAAAUCGAGAAACGUGACGAUGUUAUAUCAAUUAAGGAAACAAAAUUAAGCUCAAAGCAAGAUGAUUUGAAAAACUCUUCCGAACCGAGUAAUGAACCAGUUAGACUUAGUUUAGAAAAUGAAAUCACAGACUUAAUUCCAACAUCCCAAGAUCUUUUAAAUGAAGAGAAAUCUGCAGAUUUGUUGGCAGAAACUUCAAAAUUAAGUCCACAGCUGGAGAGUUCAAAAGAUAUAGUUGCAAAUGUGAAAUUUACGGAACAUCGUGCUAUAUUUGAUGAGCAGAUCACGCAAAAUAAAUCUAAGUUUAAUCGAAAAGAAGAAUCUUCAUAUAUUGAAGACGAUAUUCCAGCAGAAAGUAAAUCUGAAGAUGAUACAGACGAAGAGGAGAAAGAGAAUUUCGAAGAACCAAUCAAAAAAGAUGCAGAUCAUAAAAAGGUUCAAUCAGAAUCGGAAAGUAGUUCUGAUUCAGAGUAUGAUUCCGAGGACGAGGAAAAUCCCAAAGAUUCAAUGCCAAUUGUGAUAUCUGAUGAUGAAUCUAUGGAUAAAACAAGUGCUAAUGAUAAUCAUCAUCAACCCAUCAAAUGUAUUAGCAAAACGUCUGAAGAUUCUUUUCAACAAAGUGAUUCGUCCGGGUCAUUGCAUGAUUAUGAUGAAGAUUCUCUAGAUUUUAUUAGCGAAAUCCAUUCGAAUUUGUCAAGCAAUAUAGUAAAUUCCUCUAAGAUGUCGAAAUCAGCCAGCAAAGAUGAAAUAUUGCCAGCUACACAAACUCUGAUUACGUCGGAAAAUAUCAUUAAAAUUGCUAAAAUCUUGGAAGAAAAAGACAUUUCGAAUAAUACAAUACAAAGUGAUUCAGAUAUCAAACGUUCUAAGGAAAAUCUGACUUUAGAAUCAGUUGAAAACUUAGAAGAAAAACAAGUUUCAAACAAUACAAAUCAGAGUGAUGGAAAACUUUCUGCAGAUAUUAGAGACCCUAAAGAAAAUCUGUCAAUGGAAUUGCUUCAUUCGGUUAAUUUGAAAGAUAAUGAUGAAUCAAAUAAUUCAAAUGAAAUUCCAAAAGAAUCAUCUUCAAAUGUAAAUAGUUCAGAAGAUCUUUUACCAUUGGAUUCAGUAACAAUCAAGGAAACUCAAAAUAUUGAAAGUGAAACCUCUUCCGAAAAAAGUUUAUUGGAAUAUUCUAGUACUUCAGAUGACUCAGAUGAGAAAAACGAUGAUGAAUUAUCAACUAAAGAUGAUAACGAAACAGAAAAAAUUCCAGAAAUUACCUUAGACAAGAAAGACCAAAAAUCAGACGAAGAAGUCGAAAGUCAGACUAAUACCGAAAAAAGUUUAUCGGAAUAUUCUAGUACUUCAGAUGACUCAGAUGAGGAAAUCGAUGAUAAAUUAUCAACUAAUGAAGAUAAUGAAACAGAAAAAGUUCCAGAAAUUACCUUAGACAAGAAAGACAAAAAAUCAGACGAAGAAGUCGAAGAUAUAUUUUCCAUCGAAGAAGAUAAGCAAACAGAAGAAGACAUUCAAAUAUCUGAAGAUAAUAAAGAGCAAAAGUCUAUAAGCUCCGAGAGCAUUUCAAAUGAUUUUAAAUGUAACGAAAAUGUGAUCGCUCCUUUAAACUGUUUAAACUCUAAUCCAUCACAAGUUAAUGAUGAAAAUAAACUAUUACAUGAAUCGGAAGCAUCAAGUAAAGAUCCAGAUACUUUUGAACAGAAUAACAAAACUUUGGAUAUACUUUCCAUCCAAACUGUUCCAAAAGAAACUGUAAAUGUAUUGGUCGAGAAUAAUCCUUCAAGAAUUAGUGAAAAUUUAGAAAUUUUGGCCGAUGUUAUUGUAAAUCAAAUUAGUGCAGAGCAUGUAAUUCAAACGAAAAUGGUGGAAUCAGAAACUGAUCCUAAGCCCACAGAAAAUGAAAAACCACAUACCCAAAAUUACGGCGAAAGUUUGACAUCAGAAAUAAAUGAUUCUAUUCAACAGCCUGAAGCUAAAGAAUCUGAAAUUAUUGUCAAAUCUAUAAUUAAGGAACGAACUGAAAAUAGGAGCUACGAACCCAAUUUGGAAAAGAUGCAUAGAGAAACAUCAAAUACUUUUAAUACAACUUGCUGUGACGAACAAUUUACAGAAAUAAAAGAUUCGAUUCAUCAAUUGGAAGCCAAAGAAUGUGAAAUUAAUUCCAAAUCUAUAAUUGUGGAACCAUCUGAAGCUAUUACAUAUUCCGAUGAAAUGUGUGACGCCUCCAAUUUGGAAAAAGUACAUAGAGAAACAUCGGAUACUUUUGACGCAACUUGCAGUAAUGAACAGUCUACCGCAGAAAUCGAAACCGACGAACAAAACAUUUCUGGAACAAAGACUGCAGAAUUUGAUAAAGAUGAAAGCGAUGCUAUUGUGGAAGAGGCAAAGCCUGUUUCAAAAAGGUUUAAGGAAAAUUCAGAAUCUUUAGCAGAUCGUAACAAUGAAAGAACUAAUUACUUAAAAGAAACAUUCAGUUCAGAUGAUUUAAAUACUGAAAUCGAAACUGAAAACUCCGAAACGGUUGUAGAAGCAGUAACUGUACAGUCCGAAUCUUUAGAAAAGGAAAAUACUGCAGAAAUUCUGAAAGAAACAAGUAAUUCAUUGAAAAAUGCAUCUGAACAAUCAGAUGUUACAUUGGAUCCAAUAAUUAGAGAACCAAAUAACAUUCCAUUCCAUGAAUCUAUUAAAGAAAAUGCUGAAGUUAUUUCACACCCCAAAACAAAAGAAUCAGAUUUAAUUUCACCACAUCAAAUAUUUGAAGUCUCAAAUGAUAUUCAAUCACCAAAAGUGAUCACGGAAAGGUCGGAAAUUACCUCAAAUAUGGAAACUAAAGUAACAGAGAUUGUUUCAAAACAAAUACCUAAUGUUUCAGAUACUUUGGAUUAUUCAAAUAAGCAACUAAAUGAAAAUUCCGGUAAUACAUGUGAACUCAGUAAAAAUAAAGAAGAGACAACUCAUACUCUUUCCAAAUCUGUUGAUGAGGACAUUGCAGAGUCUUUGGAAGAAAAAAGUGCUGAAAAGGAAACUGAAUUAGCUACAACUUUUUCAGAAUCUAUAACUAAAAAUCCCGAUUUACAAGAAGAAUCUAAUAAACAAACUUCGGAAGUUCUAGAAGAAAUAUAUGAAGAAACUAAAAAAAUACCGAACACCUGGGAUGAUACAGAUAUUUUCAAAGAAGUCAGUCAAGAAUGUUUAGAAUCGAUUAAAGAAACAUUAGAUCAAAAAGAAUCAAAUGGUGAUGAUAUUACUAUCAAAGAAUCAGUGCUGAAUCUGGUAACAGAGAUAUCAGAAAUUCCAAAAGAUAAUGAAACUAAAUCGGAAGCAAUAAUCAAACAAAAUGAAAAUAUAGUAGCGGUAUCAGAGGCGUCCAAAUUCCCCGAGGAAAAUGAAACUAUAUCGGAAGCAAUAAUCCAACCAAAUUUGGAAGAGAAAACUGCAAGUUUGGAAAAACCUAAAAGUGAAAAUAACGAAAUUGAAACAACAACUGAAAGUUAUAAGUCUACUACUGAUAUUUGUCAAACGAAAUCCGAAGCUUUAGUUCUAAAACCAAAGAGACUGAUUGAAAAUGAGAAUCAAACUUCUGAGUAUUAUGAAGAAUCUGAUUCUGUUCAUGCAAGUCCCACGAAUGCAGAAGCUUUCAUUGAAAACACUAAUAACUUGAUUAAAACUUCUAAUGAAGAACGUGUUCACCAACAUCUAACUACAACCGAUGAUGUAACCUCAAACGAAGAGGAAGAAUCUAUGGCGCUGCAAGAAGAUCUAGGAAAGUCUGAGGUAGUUGAGCAACUAAAUAAUUUGGUAGAAGAUAAAUUGGAAACUUUUGAAGUUGAUGAUGAAGAAUCAAAAGUUCAACAGAAAGAAUGUAGUCCAGUUGAAGACUCGAAUGAAAACAUGCCAACGAAUGAAAAAGAAACUGAAGUUAUUUCUGGAUUUCAAGAAGAAUUGAAGGCAUUAAAUAGUCAGACAGAUGAAAAACUUACAGUUGAACGUCAAAUCAAAACUUUACAUGAAAAUAUAGUAGACAACAACAUCACGCAAGAAGUCAAUAAAACUCCAAAUAGCAUUGAUCAGGAAACUGGUUCCAUCCAAAUAACUCAACCUAAAGAUGGUGAGUUGCCAAGCAAAAACUAUAAACAAGAAGUUAAUAAAACUCCAGAAAGCUUUGAUCAGGAAACCGGAUUCAACCAAGCAGUUAAACCUAAAGAUGAUAAGUUUCCCAACAAAGACUAUAAAGCCGACGAGGAUCCAAAAGUUGAACACCAAACCGAAACUUUAGAACGUAUUCCUAACCAAACAACUCUACCUAAAGAUGAUAAGUUACCAACCAACAAACAUCAAACAGAGGAUGUUGUACAACAAACCGAAACUUUAGAACAUAUUCCUAAUAGUAGUUUAAGUGAAACUGUUUUAACUAAAGACAACCAAGAAGAUAUAUCCAAAGACUUUUUAGGUUUCAAAAAUCAAUCAAGUUUUGAAGAUGAAUCUGAGGAUUUUCAUGGUUUCGAAGAUCUCGAAGAAGUCGCAAGAAUACGACAAGAAAUAGAAAAUCUAAAUGAUGAUUCAACCGCCAAUGAUGGAUUCUUAAAUUACGGUACAUUAAGCAGAGAGCUGCAUAAAACAUCAACUACAUCAUUAACGGGAAGCACUUCGUCGGAAAUCAAUGAAUUAGAAGCUUUAGAGAAAGAAUUAUCACAACAUCAGCCGGAGAUGGAGGGAGACGACGAAGAAGAGGAUAAACAGACUGAACAAGAUGUGCAAAUAGCAACUGAUAAAGUUGUAUCAACAAACGAUAUAGAACAUAUCAAACAAAUGCUGGAAAGCGAUGAGGAGCAACAGGAACAGGAAGAAAAUGGAAAAACUGAAGUCGACAAGGAUGGAGUGCAAUCAACGAGGGACGAUACAAAUAAAGAUAAGUCAAAGUAUAUAUUAAGUUCUGUAAAUUCUAUAAUACCAAAGUUAAGUGACCUUUGUAGGGCUGCCUUAAAUAGUUCCUUGAAUUCUAAUAGUAAUUUAGCACAAGACACAACUGAAACGUCCACCAUCCUAGUGGAACGUGAAUUAAGUGUAGAAGAAGCUUUAGCUGAAAUGUAUCGCCAGGCGGGUGUAUUAUUAUCCGAUCCCGAGGAUUGUGAUAAUGAUAUUUCUCCAUCCGGCGAUGAGGAAGCUCAUGAUGUCUUACUGAUUAACUUACAAGAAAUUUUAAAUAGUGAUAAUAAUGAUGUUUAUGUUUUACAAUGUGAUAUGAAUGAAAAUGUUUUGAAUGUCGUACAGCAAACAAAUGAGGAACGAAAUGAACAAGAACCACCAGUUAGCCAUGACAUGGAAGUUAAUGUAAAUGCGGAAAGAGUAAAUAGAGUACAAUUUAUCGGUAUUUUAGAUACGCAAAGUACAGAACCACAAAUACACAUAAUUAGUUCCGAUUCCGAAAGUGAGGUUAUCAUACUGAGCGAUGAUGAAUCCGAUAACAGUUAUAGACCUUUUCUUGCCCGACCAGAACGUAUAACAAUACCCUUUAUCAAUGAUGGUAAUGAUGAUAUCAAUAAUAUGGACAGUUUAUCCGAUAUAUCAACUAUACAUCAUGAAGAAAUAGUACCUGAUAAUUUAAAUAAAUUCUUACAAGAAGAAUUCUAUAAAUAUUUACACGAGAAAUAUGUACAAAGAAAUAUAUCAAAAUAUUAUCAUGCCAAUCGGGUGUUGAAAAAAUAUCGCAAAAGAUAUAUUAAGUCUAAGAGGCAAUAGAGUUAGAAUUUUGGAAGUCUAAAAGAGGGCAGAUUUAAUGUAUGGACUCGGCAUGGAAUAUGAAAUUUCUUUAGGAUAUUUCAUAGAUCAAUCUAUGGUAUUUUCUAUAGUCUAGUUUGUAGUCAAGUUUAGAGUCUAGUGACUAGACUAUAACACAGAUCGGACUACCGAUCCGACUACUAAUCACAAUAUGGACUAUAACAGAGACAAGAUUACAGCUCCGACUGUAGAUCAGAAUAUAAUAUAGUCUACACUAUAGACCAGAUAACACAUUAGACUACCGAUCAGAUUACCUAGAUAAUAGACUAGAAUAUUAAAUACUAUAAAAUAGAUUAUAAUCUAGAAUUUCUACUAGACUAUUGACUAGAUUAGACUAUUAACUAAUCUAUAGUUUAAAUU